AUGGGCAUUAGCGUGCUCGUCUUGGUGAUUCUCACGAGUCAGAUAGUUGAGCACACAAUGGAAGAUGCCAAUGAAGAAACACUCGAAGCAUUAGUCUCGCAAAUCAAAGAUCACUCCAACUUCUUGCUCGAGGCAAACACAUUCACGUACGAAGCAGCCAAGGCUCUUAGCUGGGAGGAGAACUUGUCUUCCUUCUUCACUUCAGGGAGCAAGAUAGUUCCACAACUGUACGUGCCAUUUCUGAUGGAGCAAUGGGUCGCACAGAUAUCUUAUAUCGAGCCACGGGGAAUUCUUUUCUCUUAUUAUCGUGAUGGAAAUCAAAGUUACAAUUUGUUCUCUAACGUAUCAAAUACUUCUGAUGAUUUCUUUGCCUAUUCGUGGUGCACUCAAGCAUUAGAUGGAGAAACUGGUAAACCAUAUGGGAAGAUUGUCUGUUUUCAACCAGGUCAGUCGAAUGACUCCAAAGGUGCAUCGAGUGGUAGGAAAGGAGAGGCUUCAUGGGGAGUUGGGUGGGGAAAUGCCAAGGAGCAAAUGCUACUUUUUACAGCUCCAGUUGCUAAGAGUGGGAUUCUGUCACUGGGAGUUCCUCUAAGAAGUUUGAGAGAUUCUAUUUCAAGGAUCAAUCUUCAAGGUGGAUGCUUUCACUUGGCUGUCGAUGGGCAUAUCAUUGCACAAAACGGGCCUCCUCAUGCUCAUUUUGUUUACAAUAAUAGCAUGAUGUCAGUUCUUGUGAUGGAUGAGAAUGAUACCAAUGUAUUAAAAGAGUACGAUAGCUUUGCAUGUCAUGAUAAUACUUCCAUCCGGCCAUCAAACACAAAUUACUUGUGGAUUUCGGGUAAGAGAUAUCAGCUUGAUUGCUUUCUGCUAAAUGUUUCUGGAGUCCAACUGGUAUAUACAGUAACUCUUCCUGACAAAGAAGUUGUACCAUUAUUCCAGAAAACGAAGAUUGCUAUCGUCUUAUUGGUGUUGUUUAUGAUUCUUGGGACAAUUCUUGGGAGCUAUGUGAUGCUACAAUUGCUUCAAAGAGCACAAUUACAUGAGACUUUUCUGCGAGCUGAUCUCAUCAAGCAAAAAGGGAUCAUACAGCAAGCAGAAAGAAAAAGUAUGAACAAGAGUUUAGCAUUUGCUAGUGCUAGCCACGAUAUACGUACUUCUCUUGCGGGAAUCACUGGUCUGAUAGAAAUAUGCCGUAGUGAUACUCCUCAAAAUUCUGAAUUGUCUCGAAAUUUGGAGCAAAUGAAUGGCUGUGUAUCAAAACUUCUCGGUAUUCUAAAUUCUGUACUUGAUAUAAGUAAAAUCGAAGCAGGAAAAAUGCAAUUAGAAGAAAUUGAAUUUGAUAUUGCACAAGUUCUUGAAGAAUCGGUCGAUAUUUUUCAUGUUGUAGCCCUUAAAAAGGGUUUGGAGGUUAUUUGGGAUCCUUGUGAUUGCUCUAUUCUUUUAUCUAGCAACGUCAAAGGGGAUUGCAGACGACUUAAGCAAAUCAUCGAUAAUUUAUUAGGCAAUGCUGUGAAGUUUACAUCCGAGGGACAUGUUGUCUUGCGUGCAUGGGCUAAAAAGCCAAGCUUAGAAAAUCUCAGAUGUUCUUCUCAGAAUUUUUGCAACUCAAGGAAUGCAUUUAAUCCUCUAUUAAGAUGGAUAUCUAAAGAUAAAAGAGAUCAAAGUCUCAUUCAAAAUGAUAAUAGCCUCAUCGAAAUUGUCAUUGAGGUAGAUGAUACAGGUAUGGGGAUCCCUAAGGAGAAAAGAGCUUCUGUGUUUGAAAAUUAUGUGCAAGUUAAAGAAUCAUCUAACAGAGAUUACGAAGGCACUGGUUUGGGACUUGGGAUAGUUCAAUCUUAUGUGCGUCUUAUGGGUGGCGAAAUCAAAAUUCAAGAUAAAGAUCCAAGUGAACCGGGAACUUGUUUUAGAUUUAAUAUAUUUCUAAAAUCAAGUGACUCAGAAGGUGAAGAAAAAGAUGAAAAAUCUAGUAUAUUGUGCAUCGAGUCAAGUACUCAGAUUAUACAAUCAAAUGCUCGAACUUUGGCAUUCAGAAGAGGUCUAUCAAUAGAAGGGAUUCAUUCGCUACUUAUGGUUGAAGGUGAUGAAACAAAAAGAAUAAUGCAAAGAUGGAUGCAAAACUUAGGAGUAAAAGUAUGGACAAUUAAUCGUCGGGAGCUUCUUUAUCCUACACUUGAGAAGAUCAAGGAUAAUUUUAAUAUUUCAGGUAAAUUUGAUACAAAGUCACUUGUCAAUUUCUUGAAUAUGACGGCAUCUUAUAAGUCAAGCAAGGAGAAAGAGGAUAUUGAGAUGGAUAAUGUUCUACCUUCAACCAAUAAGGAAUUUAAGAAUAGCUCUGGAGGUCUCAGUAUUUAUUGGUUAAUUGUUGUUGAAUUAAUUCAUGCAAAUUUCUCGGAGAUAGCAUCGGCCUUAAAAAAUUUCACGGACAAGAUUCCUAGAAGUCAUUAUAAAAUUGUUUGGUUGCUUAAUUCGAAUGCUCCUGGUGAAGAUUUGAGAAGAUCUAAAGAAGUACCAUGUGAUCUUAUACUACAAAAGCCAAUUCAUGGAUCUCGUUUAUACUUGCUUUUGAGACUUCUGCAAAACUUUGGAAAAGAAAAUGAAGAUCUUAUUCUCGAUGAAAGGCAACAAUAUGGUGAAUCAAAUUCUUUUAUGGAAAGUGAUAAAUUUGUAGUGAAUUCUUCGAUUCUUCGAUCCAAUCAACAUGCUAAUCAAAUAUUUGGAUCCAAGGACAGUUUGAAAGACGAAAAACCACUAAAAGGUAUGAAUAUUUUGCUUGUUGAGGAUGUAUCUACCUUACGUCAUGUGGCUACAACCAUGCUUGCUCGUCUCGGUGCAACCAUCAAGUCUUCUGAGAAUGGAUUGGAUGCCUUAAACUUGAUUCGUGAUGCUUUAAAGGAAUUGAGUCCUGCACAUGAAAGGGAUACUGAAAUGGGAGCGUCAAAGCGCUUUUAUUAUGAUGUCAUUAUUAUGGAUUGCGAGAUGCCAAUUAUGAAUGGUUAUGAGGCAACAAGACAAAUACGUCAAGAGGAAAGAAAUUAUGAUCUUCAUAUCCCAGUCAUCGCACUUACCGCUCAUGCUACAUCUGAGGAGGAAAAUAAGUCAAUAUUGUCGGGGAUGGACUUUCAUUUGACAAAACCAAUACAAGCUAGAGAGUUAAUACAUGCUAUCACCACAAUUUGUCAGUGA
Molecule: messenger RNA, 3180 nt
Organism: Musa acuminata AAA Group (dessert banana)
Lineage: Eukaryota; Viridiplantae; Streptophyta; Magnoliopsida; Zingiberales; Musaceae
Product: probable histidine kinase 2
Exons: 6
Coding region: 1-3180 (1059 amino acids)
Biological process (GO): phosphorylation; phosphorelay signal transduction system
Cellular component (GO): nucleus
Molecular function (GO): phosphorelay sensor kinase activity
Source: RefSeq, a predicted model, not a curated record